AUGGCCGAGGAGGCCACGGAGCCCACCGAGGCGGACAUCACGGGGCUGUGCCAGGUCAUGUUCUCCAAAAUGGCCACACACCUGACAGGCGAGUUGACCGCCACCAGUGAAGACUACAAACUUCUGGAAAAUAUGAACAAACUGACUAGCCUGAAGUAUCUAGAAAUGAAAGAUAUUGCAGUAAACAUAAGCAGAAACCUAAAGGACUUAAACCAGAAACAUGCAGCACUUCAGCCUUAUCUGGAUCAGAUCACUUUAAUUUAG
Vombatus ursinus (common wombat) is the source of this 264-nucleotide messenger RNA. RefSeq names its product biogenesis of lysosome-related organelles complex 1 subunit 2-like. Lineage: Eukaryota; Metazoa; Chordata; Mammalia; Diprotodontia; Vombatidae. The transcript has a single exon. The record is from RefSeq and is a predicted model, not a curated record. Gene Ontology annotation, cellular component: BLOC-1 complex; gamma-tubulin complex; BORC complex. Gene Ontology annotation, molecular function: gamma-tubulin binding. Bases 1 to 264 code for a protein of 87 amino acids. Gene Ontology annotation, biological process: lysosome localization; endosomal transport.